AUGGUAGCAGGACCCAGAGCAAUCACCUGCCCAAAAGAAGAAGAAGAAGAAGAAGAAGAGGAGGAGGAGGAGGAGGAGGAGGAGGAGGAGGAGGAGGAGGAGGAGGAGGAGGAGGAGGAGGAGGAGGAGGAGGAGGGAGAGGAGGAGGAGGAGGAGGAGGAGGGAGGAGAGGAGGAGAAGAGAAGAAGGAAGAAGAAGAAGAAGAAGAAGAAGAAGAAGAAGAAGAAGAAGAAGAAGAAGAAGAAGAAGAAAAAAGGUUGUGUGAGUUUAUAG
This is a messenger RNA of Closterium sp. Yama58-4, 273 nucleotides long. Lineage: Eukaryota; Viridiplantae; Streptophyta; Zygnematophyceae; Desmidiales; Closteriaceae. The record is from the annotation of a GenBank genome assembly.